Molecule: messenger RNA, 966 nt
Organism: Amphimedon queenslandica
Lineage: Eukaryota; Metazoa; Porifera; Demospongiae; Haplosclerida; Niphatidae
Product: G-protein coupled receptor 161-like
Exons: 1
Biological process (GO): G protein-coupled receptor signaling pathway
Cellular component (GO): membrane
Molecular function (GO): G protein-coupled receptor activity
Source: RefSeq, a predicted model, not a curated record
CUCUAUCAAAGGAAGUCCUGGAAGCAACCAUCAACAAUAUUCUUCACUUCUCUCAUACUGGCACAUCUUGUAUUGAAUCUACUGUACCUUCCUUUCUCUAUCAUUGCAUUCGCUGCUGGUGAGUGGAUCUUUGGUAGUACUGAUGAGGAAAAAAAAACAACAUGUACUUUCACUUCUUUUCUAUAUUCAUAUACCAUGCGCAUAAUAUUUAUGACACUAGCUGCUAUAUCCUUUGAUCGGUUUCUCUUUAUUGUCAAACCACAUCUUCACAAGCGGUUCAUGAGACCCUGGGUAGCACUGACCCUCACCAUUGCUAUAUGGAUACUGGCUGCUGUAUUGAGCUCUGUCCCAUUUUAUGGAUUAAAUGAAUAUGUUUAUGAUGAUCAGCUCCUUUUAUGUUACCAGCGUCCUAACAGCACGAUCAGUCUCAUCAUCUUUAAUGUUCUAUUUCCAUGUGUUACAACUGCAAUUAUCAUUGUGACAUCAUUAUGGACCUUUUGUUUUGCUAGAAGCUACUUCAAAGCUCAGUCAUUGAUAGCAGGAGAGAGUGUGUAUGCCUCAAAAAAGAAGAGACUCUUUGGAGUAUUUGGAAGUAUGCUACUCAUCUAUGGGAUGGGCAUUGUACCUGGUCUUGUUUUACUUUCUCUGCAGCAUUUUGUUGAUGUACCUCCUGAACUCUUUAUUUCUUUUGUGAUAUUUCUCUUUUUUAUCACAAUAGCCAGUUCUAUUAUCCAGUCAUACUUUAGGCCUGAGAUUAAGAGUGUUCUUGCUUCACGCUGUCCUCUUCUCUUUUAUUGUGCAUGCUGUUAAUUCAUUCAUUAAUGUGUGGUUGUAGCAAUUGAUGUUGGACACUUUUUUGUAUACUGUAGUGUUAAUUUACUUCAAUAAUAAUUUACAACUAAUAACUUAACUUUAAUUUAAUAACCACAUGCACUACUAUUUAAGGAAGAACCCAAUUGUAAUUCA